Messenger RNA from Manihot esculenta (cassava), 4101 nucleotides. Its product is annotated as protein SUPPRESSOR OF MAX2 1. The transcript is spliced from 3 exons. The record is from RefSeq and is a predicted model, not a curated record. Gene Ontology annotation, molecular function: ATP binding; ATP hydrolysis activity. Bases 687 to 3872 code for a protein of 1061 amino acids. Lineage: Eukaryota; Viridiplantae; Streptophyta; Magnoliopsida; Malpighiales; Euphorbiaceae.
UAGUAUUUAUUAUUUGGUCCCAAUAAUAAAUACUGGGUUUUUAAAAAUUAUAUUAUAUAUAAAUAAUUUCAUUGCUGGGAAUGUUGUCCAUUGUGAUAUUUUGGGUUAUUGAAUGAGAGGAAGUAGAGAGAAGCAGAGAAGGGAGGAGGGAGAAAGAGAAAUCAGUUGGUUGUUGUGAUUGUGAAGCAGUGGAUCUGAUCUUUCAUUUUCGCUUUGAAUUCUUCUCUAGCUUUCAGCUUUUUGUGUUUUUCAUAGGGACACAUACACAAAUACCUUGUGAGAGGUAAAAGAGAAAGAAAAUAUAUUGGAUGGAUAGAUCCCAUAAUAGAAGAACAAGAAAAAAGAGGAGGAGAAGAAGAAGAAGACGAAAGGAAAGCUAGCUAAUUAACUUCUAUCAAUUCCCCAUUACUUUGUUCUUGAUGGUUUUUGUUUCUGUUCUUGGAAAAACAAAAGAAGAAGAAGAAGAAGAAGAAGCUUCUUGUGUGGUGAUUGAUUGAUUUCCUUCGUCUAUACCCACAAAGAAAAAAGAAGCCAAUUUUGUCUAUUUUGGCAAUCUAAAACCCAUCAAUUUUCACACCCUUUAUUGCCUAAUUGUAUUUCGCAGCGUCAGAAUUCAAAGCCAGAAUCAAUCGGAGCUUGGCUGGAUUCUUUCUUUUAUUGUUAUUCUUUUGGUUUGAUAGAGAGAUAUGAGAGCUGGGCUCAGUACGAUUCAGCAAACUCUCACCCCGGAGGCGGUGAGUGUUUUAAACCACUCAAUAGCUGAAGCAAGCCGCCGGAACCAUGGUCAGACUACGCCCCUUCAUGUGGCGGCAACCCUUUUGGCUUCGCCGUCUGGGUUUCUCCGACAAGCGUGUAUCAAAUCUCACCCCAACUCCUCUCAUCCUCUCCAGUGUAGAGCCUUGGAACUCUGUUUUAGUGUCGCUCUGGAGCGGCUUCCCACCGCCCAGAACCUUAGUCCAGGCCAUGACCCACCAAUCUCCAAUGCCUUAAUGGCGGCACUGAAGCGUGCUCAGGCUCACCAGCGACGCGGCUGUCCUGAGCAACAGCAACAGCCUCUUUUAGCGGUGAAAGUAGAGCUUGAACAGCUAAUUGUAUCAAUUUUAGAUGAUCCUAGUGUUAGUAGAGUUAUGAGGGAAGCUAGUUUUUCCAGCCCAGCAGUUAAAGCCACAAUUGAGCAGUCUCUGAACUCCUCUACGUCCAAUUCCUCUGCCGCUGCAGCCGCCUCUAAUUCAAAUUCAUUUGGAUUCGGGUUUCGCACACCUGGAGCUGUGCCAGUUCCUGCGCCAGCAACAAAUCGGAAUUUGUAUGUCAAUCCCAGAUUGCAACAAGGGAGUAUAGACCAAUCUGGGCAGCAGAGGAACGAUGAAAUUAAGCGAGUUGUCGAUAUUUUGUUAAAGAAUAAGAGGAGGAAUCCUGUUUUGGUUGGCGAAUCUGAGCCGGAGAUGGUUGUGAGGGAGCUAUUGAAGAGAAUAGAGAAUAAAGAAAUAGCAGAUGGGUUGUUAAAGAAUGUUCAUGUGAUUCAUUUGGAAAAGGAUUUUCUAGAUAAGAUGCAAAUACCAGCGAAGAUUAUAGAAUUAGGAGGCUUGAUCGACUCUAGGAUAGCGAAUUUAGAUUGUGGAGGGGUGAUUCUUGAUUUGGGUGAUUUGAAAUGGCUGGUUGAGCAGCCGUUGAACUUCGCAGGUGCUGGUGGAGUACAGCAGCAGCAGCAGCAGCAGAAGAUUGUGUCUGAAGCUGGGAGGGCAGCGGUGGCAGAGAUGGGGAAGCUCUUGGCCCAGUUUGCAGAGAGGAGUGCAAGUGGUGGGGGUAGAAGGAUUUGGCUGAUUGGAACUGCUACUUGUGAGACAUAUUUGAGGUGCCAGGUCUAUCAUCCUUCAAUGGAAAAUGAUUGGGAUCUUCAGGCAGUACCUAUUGCUCCCAGAGCACCUCUUCCAGGAAUGUUUCCCAGGCUUGGAACCAAUGGGAUUCUUAGCAACUCAGUUGAGUCUUUUUCACCUUUGAAGGGCCUUCAAACUAUUACACCUACUCUACCAAGGCGUCUUACUGAGAACUUGGAUCCUGCCCAAAGGAUGAGUUGUUGCCCACAAUGUAUGCAGAAUUAUGAGCAAGAACUGGCAAAACUUACACCAAAAGAAUCUGAGGUAUCUUCGUCAGAAUUUAAAUCAGAAACAAAUCAAUUACUGCCACCAUGGUUGAAAAAUGCCAAGUCUGAUGAUACUGAUGCUAAAUCUUUGGAUAAGACAGUGGCUAAAGAUCAAGAAUCAAGUUUUAAGCAUAAGAGUCUAGAGUUGCAGAAGAAAUGGCAUGAUAAGUGCUUGCUUCUUCAUCCAGUUUAUCAUCAGUCAAAUGUCAGCUCUGAGAGAAUUACACAACCGGCUCUCCCUAUGAUGAGCUUGUACAAUGCGAACCUCCUUUCUCGCCAACCUUUACAGCCUAAGUUAGGUUUGAACAGAAACCUUGGUGGGUGUCCACAACUGAACCCAAAUCUGUUUCCCAGCCAACCACCUGGUCAGGCAAUUAGUCCACCAGGAAGCCCUGUGAGGACAGACCUGGUUCUCGGACGGCCAAAGAGCAGUGAGAACACUCCUGAAAAGGGCCGUGAAGAGUGCAUUAAAGACUUUUCAGGUUGUGUUGCUUCUGAGCAACAGAUCAAGUUGCAUGAUUUGCAGGCCAACAAGCUUUUAAGUGCAUUAGAUGCGGACUCAUUUAAGAGACUCCUCAAAGGUCUCCUUGAAAAGGUUUGGUGGCAGGAAGAAGUAGCAUCUGCAGUAGCUACAACUGUGACACAAUGCAAAUUAGGCAAUGGUAAACCGCGGGGAAAUGCAACAAAAGGUGAUAUUUGGCUUUUGUUUACAGGUCCUGAUGAGGUUGGCAAAAAGAAGAUGGCAUCAGCUAUAUCAGAGCUGGUAUUUGGGAGCAAUCCAGUAAUGGUAUCUCUUAGUUCACGACGCGAUGCUGGGGACUCCGAUGUGAAUUUCCGUGGUAAAACAGCACUCGAUCGAACAGUAGAGGCUGUUAGGAGGAACCCAUUUUCAGUGAUCAUGCUGGAGGACAUUGACAAAGCAGAUAUGCUUGUUCGAGGGAGCAUAAAGCGAGCUAUGGAGAGAGGUCGACUUUCUGAUUCGCAUGGCCGUGAAAUCAGUCUUGGUAAUGUAAUUUUCAUUCUCACUGCAAAUGGGAUGCCAGACAAUCUCAAAUUCCUGUCAAAUGGAGUCUCACUUGAUGAAAAGAAGCUGAUGAAUUUGGCAAGUGGAGGAUGGCAAUUAAGGCUGUCCCUCUCCGAGAAAACAGCAAAGCGCCGUGCCAAUUGGUUGCUGGAUGAAGAGAGACCUGCGAAACCAAAGAAGGACUCUGGAUCAGCACUAUCAUUUGAUCUAAAUGAAGCUGCUGGUGCUGAGGAGGACAAAGCUGAUGGCUCUCGCAAUUCAAGUGAUCUCACAAUUGAUCACGAAGAUGAACAUGUUCCCAAUAACAGACUACAAACGCCAACAGCUUCAUCACUGCCUCGAGAGUUUCUCAGUUCUGUAGACGACAAUAUUGAGUUCAAACCAGUAGACUUCAGCCUUAUUUGCUGCGAAGUUUCUAAUUCUAUAACCAAGAGAUUCUCCACCAUUAUCAGUGAUAAAAUCCCAUUUGAAAUUCAAGAACAAGCGCUUGAAAAGAUAGCAGGUGGGUUGUGGUUAAGCCAAUCAAGUUUAGAAGAAUGGACUGAGAAAGUAUUGGUUCCAAGCUUGCGGCAGCUCAAAUUACAGAUACCAACAUGCACAGAAGAAUCAUCCGUGGUUGUGCAGCUCGAGUCCGACAGAGAUUCUGGCAGCCGGUGCCACGGUGAUUGGCUGCCGGAAAGUGUCAGAGUGGUGCUUGAUGGGUUGUGAGGGGGCACUCAUUUGAUGUACAUAACCUCAACUGUUUUUGGCGGGGGGGUUGAAAACGGUUGACAAGGGUAAAGGAGGAGAAAGGGUAAAAAUGGGAAAAAAAAAAAAAAAAAAAAAGAAAGAAAGAAAAACAGUUAGAGGGAGACGUUGAUAGAUUAACGGAACCUUUAGCCGGCAAAGGUCUCACCUUUCUUUUUAUUAUUAUUAUUAUUUUAUUUCUUUUGUUUUU